AUGGCGAUGGAGCAGGGCCCAGAGGACGGCAUCGUGGUCGUCUUCUUGGACACCAGUCGCGCGCGCCCGCACGUCGACGUGACAAGGGAGCUGUGCAACGAUAUCCCAGCUGAGCACCCUGAGCAUGAAUACAUCACCCAUGCGCGUUCUCGCGAUUGGCUCGGCACCUGCACGUCCUGCCUGCGCCACGGCAGCGACUUCAUCCUGAAGAGACCGAAGCGCGAUUGCAGAUGGAUGAAGGUGCAUGUCGGCCCCGCCUUCGUUGGCAAGGGCUGCGGACUGAUGGGGCCGAGGCGCUGCGACCAGAAUUCAAUAGCGAUCUUGGCUCACGCGAUGCGGUUGGCCCCUGCAGUGGUCACGUUCGCGGAGAAGAUCCCCUUCAACCCUGAGACCGAGAAGGCGCCGAGGGAUUCCGAGGCUGGCAUCUUCAAGGGCGCGGUCAUGAGGAGAUCCACAUCAGGGGCCGUGGUAUCUGUGGCGGGCCCUCCGUGGCGCGGCAACUCGAUCACGGAGGCGUCGGUCAGGCUGAGCAGCGGCAAGGCGGAGGCGCGCGGGGUGGCGCCGGCUUACAUCAGGGCGCCUUGGGCGAAGUUUUUGGCCAUCGACUUGGGCUUCGCUACGCGCGGCGCCCUCUGGUUGAAGAAGGAGGGGCGCUUGUGGACCCCGUCGGCCAUCGCGCGCGGGGGGGUCGACGAGCCGAAGAAGGUCCCAGGCAAGCUGGCCCCGCUAGACGCACUGACCAAGGCCAAUGACUGGACCACCCUCGAGCGACAGAUGAACGCCGUGUCCCUGCAGGCGCUGGCGGCUCGAGCUUCUGAGAUACAAUCUGCCUUUGCAGUGGAGAGGCUUCGCUACUGCGUCCGGUGCGCCCUGCAGGCGGCCUCCUCCCAGGGCCUCGAGUCCAUCGCGCUGCCGAGUCUUGGCGGCGGGGUGUUCGGGUACGAGCCGCGCCAGUGCAGCAGCAUCUUCCUCGACGAGGCCGUGGAGAGCCUGCUGCAGAUAGAGGCGUCCGACCCCAGCUACACGCUGAAGCGGAUCACUUUCGUGGACUCGCACCCGGAGACCGCCGAGGCCUUCGGCGCCGCGCUCACCGACGCGGCGUACCGGUGGCUGCCGGAGCGGCGGCUCACCACCGCCCCACAGUUCUGGGGCCAGGCGACGCGCCGGCUGCUGGUGCUGCCAGAUGCGCCGAACUUCUUCCUGAAGCGCUGGAGGAUAAAGUUCAAGCAGCGGCACGGCGUCAAGAGGCGGGUGCGCAAGCACUACCUCAGCAACUGGAUUCCCUGGCUGUGGCGCGCGCAGAAGGUGGCGCAGCCGCCGCCGCUGCUGGUCCACGCGAGGAGCGGCGACGUGGCGGCGCAGGACAGGCAGCUGCCGGCGCGGCCCUACUUCUUCCGCGGCGUGUCGCAUUGGCUGUUCCCCAGCAGGCGGAGCGGCUUCAACCUGCUGCGGCGGACGUCCUCGGGACACUGGAAGGGCGUGCUGCGGCAGUUCCGGCUGGUGGACGCCGUGCGCCCGCGCGCUUAGGCGCCACUGCGCGGCAUUUGCGCCUCGGCUCCUCUGGUCCUUGGGCA
Messenger RNA from Prorocentrum cordatum, 1574 nucleotides. Lineage: Eukaryota; Dinophyceae; Prorocentrales; Prorocentraceae. The record is from the annotation of a GenBank genome assembly.